ACUUGCAUCUCUAGCUGUAUACCUAGUAUUACCAAGUCCCAAUAGUUUCUGACUUAGCCAUUUAUACCUUCACAAAUAAAAUUUUAGGGAACGGUUCCAAAAGUUGUGCUUUAUUAUUAUAAGGACUUACAUACCAAUAGCGGGGAGUACUGUAUAUAAAAUGAAUCGGACAGUCAUUCCCAGAAUAUAAGGCGCAUUGUACAAAUCAGCAUUGUCGUCCACAUUUCAUCCUAAGUAAGCAAAUCAUCAAAAUUCCACAAUGAAAGUGACUGUUACCACUCUGAACGACGAGAUCUUCGUCUUGGACGUUUCGGAAGACCUGGAAUUGGAAAAUUUCAAAGCGUUCUGCGAGAUAGAGUCUGGUUUCCCUGCUAAAGAGAUCACUCUAAAUUUCAACGGCAAACCUCUUCUGGACGAUAAAAAAUCGCUGAAAGAGCACGGCGUGCACGAUGGAGACGUAAUCGUGUUACUUCAUAUGGUUCAGUCCGCUUCGAAUCUCAAUUUGAACGAUGCAAACCAAGCUUUACCAACUGGCUUAGCCAAUUUAGACUUCAGUAAUAUUCAAGUGCCACCUGGGGCAAGUACUUCAAUGGCUGCAAGAAAUCCACCUGUAGAAGAGGACCCUCGCAUAAUUAGAGAGAUGUUCCUUGCCAAUCCUGACCAAUUGGCAUUACUCAAACAAAAUAAUCCAAGAUUAGCUGAUGCAUUGCUUAGUGGUAACCUUGAUACAUUUGCAUCAGUACUUCGUGAACAAAUAUCUGCUAGAAGCGAACGUCAACAACAAAGAAUAAGAAUGAUGAAUUCUGACCCAUUUGACACUGAGGCACAAAGAAUGAUUGCUGAGGAAAUCCGCCAGAAGAAUAUUGAAGCAAAUAUGGAAGCUGCCAUGGAGUAUAAUCCUGAAACUUUUGGAACUGUGGUCAUGUUAUACAUCAACUGUCAUGUUAAUGGCUUUCCAGUAAAGGCUUUCAUAGAUUCAGGUGCGCAAACAACAAUAAUGUCUGCAGCUUGCGCUGAACGAUGCAACAUCAUGCGACUUGUAGAUACCAGAUGGGCUGGCAUAGCAAAAGGUGUGGGUGUACAACGCAUCAUUGGUCGCAUCCACAUGGUGCAGAUGAGAAUUGAAAAGGACUUCCUUACCACAUCUUUCUCAGUGCUGGAGGAACAGCCUAUGGAUAUGCUGCUUGGACUGGAUAUGCUCAAAAGACACCAGUGCAAUAUAGACUUGAAACGGAACGUUCUGCGCAUCGGCACCACAGGAACCGAGACGCCGUUCUUGCCAGAAUCGGAACUGCCGGACUGUGCUAGGCUCUCCGGCUUAUCAGAAGACGAGAUCGUGAGCCAGUCCGUGAGAGAUCACGAGGAGCGCCAAGUGAAAGAAGCAUUGGAAAAAUCAAAGCAAGAUAUUGCAGAAAAGCAGAUGCCUAAAUCUAGUUCUGGUCCUCAAGCAUCAUCCAAUGGAACGCAAACUGGGCAGAGAAUUGGUCUUGUCGAUCCUGGUCAGACCAUCUUGCCAACUGAUAAAUUUGGAGAAUCUGAAGUGGAAGAAAUAGUUGGCUUCGGCUUCACCCGAGAGCAGGCGAUCGUCGAGUUGCGACGGUUCAACGGCGACAAAGCGCAAGCAAUGGUCGCGUUAGUUGCUAAAUCACUCAAAUUCUGAUGUUUACUGAAAGCUCUGCGUGAGCGCAUUGCUGAACUAUUUGAUCUAAGUCUUUUAAGCACACUCGAUGUACCUACUAUAAUGUAGAUAUUUGAUGCACUGCUUUGCAGAAGCACUGCACUGCUAUCGAAAUGAAAUCUUAUCGACCACCGUAUUUAUUAUUUGCUAUUAUAUAUAUUGCUUUUUAUAUAGACAUGUCAAUUUUGACAUUACUGAUUAAAGUGUAGUGCUUAAUAUUAAUAGUGUAAAAAUGCUUUCAUUCGUUUUUUAAUGUCGUAUUUUACUGUGUUUAUUAUAAUUCACUUCUUGUAGACUUUACCAAAUGCGAAGGGAAGACUGUUUUAUUGUAUAUGUAUUGCCGUUAUCAAUUUUGACAUUACUGAUUGAAGCAUAAUAUUAGAAUAAUAGUCUUAAAUUACUAUUCUUCUUAAAUGUCGUGUUUUGUCGGUGUAUAUUGUAAUUCACUUCUUGUAGACAUCACCAAAAAGGAAGGGAAGACUUUUAUUUACCAUGUAUUGCCGUUAUCAAUUUUGACAUUACUGAUUGAAGCAUAAUAUUAGAUUAAGUACUAUCUGUUUCAAUGUGUUUUUUUUAAUGUAUAUUUUAAUUCACUUCUUAUAGACAUAACCAAAAUGGAAGAGAAGACUUUUAUUUACCAUGUAUUGCCAUUAUCAUUUUUGACAUUACUGAUUGAUUGAAGCAUAAAAUUAGAUUAAUAGGUUAAAUGUCGUGUUUUGCUGAUGUAUAAUUGUAAUUCACUUCUUGUAGACAUUAAAAAGGAAGGGAAGACUGUUUGAUUUACCAUGUAUUGCCGUUAUCAAUUUUGACAUUACUGAUUAAAUUAUAAUACAUAAUAUUAAAUUCAUAGUAUUAAAUUGCUGACUUUUUUAAUGUCGUGUAUACUGUAAUUCUCUUCUUGUAAACUACCAAAUGGGAAGGGAAGACUGUUUUAUUAAUUACGUAUUGCCGUUAGUAAUAUCUAUAUUACUGAUUGAAGUAUAAUGCAUAAUAAUAAUUCGAUAGUGUUAAAUUACUGACGUUUUCGAAUACGUGUUUUUCGGUGUGUAUUGUAAUUCACAUCUUAUAGAUUACCAAAUGGGAAGGGAAGACUGUUUUGUUAACCACGUAUUGCCGUUAUAUAGGCAUAUUUUGAUCAAAUAGUUCGAUUAAUAUAGGUUUCAUUGUCAAGCCCGAUUUUCUGUGGUGUAUUAUUGUAAACUGUAUAAAUAAGUAUAUAUAAAUGUGGGUGAAUUCAUAUAUAGUAGAUUAUAAGUGUACUACUGCUUUAUUAUGUAAUUGGUGUUGAUUAAUAAUUACAGGACAUUUUGAUAUUAUAAUUAAUGCGUAUUUAGACAUUUUGUAUUAUUAGUAAAAUUCUAUAUAUCUAUUGCUAUGUCUGCUUUGGCAGCUUAUCAAUCUUAUAUCUGCCCUAUAUAUUUUUGAAACUAAAUUCAGUUUUCUCAUUCAACCGAUCUACAUUUCUAUUUAUCACAUGCCCAACAAAUGCAAAGUUUUUUUUUUGUUGAAGAUUAUACAUAGAACAUGAUUGAAAAUAUCGUUCCGAUUCAGCAUUUCUUCAACCCUAUCUCUGAACCUAAUAUUUUAAUUUGAUAAUUUCAAUAAAUUACUGUUUAAUGAUGUAUCAUAAACUAAAUUUUUAAUACUUUCGACUUAUUAUUUAUUAGAAAUUUAGUUCAUGUGUGUUCAUAGUCUUAUAUAAAUAUCUCGCUGUGACAUCGACUGAUGAAAUUGAAAUUUUAAUUUCAGAGAUUGAUUUAGAGAAAUAGUGUUUCAGAAUCGACCUUAUUGUCAAAUAAAAGAGAUGGAAAACCUUAUUUGCCAUUUGAGCAGAAGUGUACUGCAGAUCUUAUAGAGGUAUUAGUUUGUUGUCAACUUUAGUUUUCUGACAUUUUCAUAUAAUAAUAUCAUUUAUUGACUCGUAGUUUCAUAAUGACAAUAAAAUAGUUAGAAUAACACAUAUUAAUGGAAAAGUUUACAUAGUGGAAUGAAUGAGAAAAAUUAUUUCCUUAUAGUGACUUUAAUGAAAAUGGGACAAAAAUCCCAUUUCACUAAUUGUUUUGAUUUGAUUAGCUGAAAAAUCUCUUAAAAGGUAAGUUUAGUAUAGAACCUGUGAAUAUGUCCCAUAUGAACAUAUAGGAGAGCGACGUGGUAGAAAGAAUUUUAAUCGGUUUUGUGUAAUAAAAAUAUUUCAUCGUAAAAUAAUCUGUUUACAGAAAAUAUUCAGGAAUAGUGUUCCAUAGAUUUUAUUCAUUUUAAUAAAAUGUAAUGGUUUAUGCUAAAUAAAUGCUAAUGCCUUGUCAUCAUAAUAUCAGCUAGUCAAUGUUCGUUGCGUAAUGUGACUUGAAAUUGACUAGCGAAUUUCUGCGGCCAUUAACUGCUUAAAACAUAUUUGUAGUUGACACUUCAAGUACUACAACUAUGCAAAUAAGAGGAAAAGCAAUAAUUUGAUGUGAUUUUAAAAUAUGUUACAUUUAUGGAAUACGCAGAAAGAAGGUGCAAUGUGAUUGUUCGUUUAAAAAAUAUUUACCUACAACUUUUUGGAAUUGAUCAAGGUAAAAAGAAUGUUUACCAAAUUGGAUUAAGCCGUAAUGGCGUUAAAAAGUAACAAAAAGUAAUAUUUACGAUACUAGUAAGUAGGUAUACUAAGCUGCGUCCCUUGUUGGUAGUGAUAUUUAUGGGCGCCUUUGCUGAUUUUUGACGUUGCUACUAGGAAAUAUUGAAUCUUUACUUUUUUAUCCGAUUAUAUGAAAUUGGGCAGUAUUACUGGGUUUAUUAGAGCAAGUUAUGAUUUUGUUUAUAUAUGUAUGUAUAUAUUAAUAUAAAACUUAGAUACAUUAAAAUUGUAAUUAUUUUUUGUUUACAUUCUAAAUCAUUAAAUGAUUCAAAAUGAAAA
Messenger RNA from Galleria mellonella (greater wax moth), 4574 nucleotides. RefSeq names its product protein DDI1 homolog 2 (gene rngo). Gene Ontology annotation, molecular function: protein binding; aspartic-type endopeptidase activity. Gene Ontology annotation, biological process: proteolysis. The record is from RefSeq and is a predicted model, not a curated record. NCBI's taxonomy places the organism in Eukaryota, Metazoa, Arthropoda, Insecta, Lepidoptera, Pyralidae. Bases 260 to 1660 code for a protein of 466 amino acids. The transcript is spliced from 10 exons.